Danaus plexippus (monarch butterfly) is the source of this 911-nucleotide messenger RNA. RefSeq lists its product as uncharacterized. Lineage: Eukaryota; Metazoa; Arthropoda; Insecta; Lepidoptera; Nymphalidae. The transcript is spliced from 3 exons. Bases 215 to 784 code for a protein of 189 amino acids. The record is from RefSeq and is a predicted model, not a curated record.
CGCCCGCCUCAGUUCAACGAGACGGGAGCACGGUAUCGGAACACUUGGCGACCAUCGACUUACGCCUAACGAAUCGCUCCAACGUGACGGACCAAGUGUUAACGACAUAUUUGACGUGUAAUUGUGACUUGUGUUUUGUGGAUUUACGAAUCUCUUGAUAUCGAUAUGCAAAUUAAGGCGUGACACACCGGGUUGACAGGAAUCAAUCCUCACGAUGUCGCAGCCACCAGGCCGAGGUCGCGCUCGACCUCCAGGGCCUCCUUCCCCUUUGCAUUACAGACCUCCGUCACCCUGGGCUCCCAGCCCCCCACCCUUGAUAUCUGGACCUAGGCACUCAUCAGCUAUAGUUACACCUCCACCGGUCCAGCCUUCUCCGAAACCGUUCCGUCCAUUAAAUUCGCCUCACUUACGACAGCCAUCAGCGUCACCGAGCUCCCAUUUUUCAAUCUCGCCCUACCCUAUGUCCCCCACACUGGGGCAGAGUCCUGAAUACUAUUACUCCUCACCAUACGAGACCGUUCGAGAGUAUGAUUACGCAGGAGUUCCGCUGGAACCGCCUCCGCCACCACGACCCAUGAUUUAUGAGGAAGAUGAGGAAAGAGGGCCAUCGACCGCAGAAAUUAUUGCCAAUCAAUCCCAAGAAGGAUACGUGGACGAGAAGCUUGCAGAGUACCAAGCCACUAUUCAGCUAUUACAAGGAGACGUUUCGAACCUCGCUCCACACCCACGGCUUUUGAUUAGUUCGAGAUAUCGUCAAUAUUUUUCUCUGCAAAAAGUGUCGUAACACUUGGUGAUAAGGUUCAAACUGUACAAAGAGAAUGUAGAUAAGCCGGACGGGUUCAAGGAACUGUACAUUGCUAAUAUCUGCCAAGUCCUUAGGGCGCGCUUCCUAUUGAAAUAAUACAAAUAUU